UCGUGACGUCACUUCCUCCCGGGCCGGCAGAGGUUGGAGCUCCGCGACUGAGGGCGGGGGUACGGAGGUGGCAGCUGAGCUAGGAGGCGACCCGGAGCUCGAGCUCCGACCUGUCUCCGCGCUCCGGGCAGCGACCCUGACCCUGCAGCGCACCGUGACUCGGAACCGGCCGGAUGGGCCGCUGAGCCCGAGGCGGGGAACGUGUUGACCCCCCUUCCCCCCCUGGAGCUGAGAUCAGGAUGUUCCGCUUCAUGAGGGACGUGGAGCCCGAGGAUCCCAUGUUCCUGAUGGACCCGUUUGCCAUUCAUCGUCAGCACAUGAGCCGCAUGCUCUCUGGUGGCUUUGGUUAUAGCCCCUUCCUCAGCAUCACAGAUGGCAACAUGCCGGGGACCAGGCCUGCCAGCCGCAGAAUGCAGGCAGGGGCUGUCUCCCCAUUUGGGAUGCUAGGAAUGUCUGGUGGCUUCAUGGACAUGUUCGGGAUGAUGAAUGACAUGCUCGGGAACAUGGAGCACAUGACAGCUGGGGGGAACUGCCAGACCUUCUCGUCCUCCACUGUGAUCUCCUACUCCAACACGGGCGAUGGCGCCCCCAAGGUCUACCAAGAGACCUCAGAGAUGCGCUCAGCACCUGGCGGGAUCCGGGAAACUCGGAGGACUGUCCGGGACUCGGACAGUGGACUGGAGCAGAUGUCCAUUGGCCACCACAUCCGAGACAGGGCUCAUAUCCUCCAGCGCUCUCGAAACCACCGCACGGGGGACCAGGAGGAGCGGCAGGACUACAUCAACUUGGAUGAGAGUGAGGCUGCGGCCUUUGAUGAUGAGUGGCGGAGGGAGACCUCCCGGUUCCGGCAGCAGCGCCCUCUGGAAUUCCGGCGGCAUGAGGCUUCUUCAGGUGGGGGACGGAGGGCAGAGGGUCCUCCCCGCCUGGCCAUCCAGGGACCUGAGGACUCCCCCUCCCGACAGUCCCGCCGCUAUGACUGGUGAAGGCCCUGUGCCUCAGGCUCUCUUGUACAGGCUGAGAAAUCAUCCUUGAAAUAACUUUCCAGCUCCCACCCCAAUUUAAUAUUAAAUUAACAAGCAAGCUGGCCCCCACCUCUCCCUGGGGGUCUCAGGGAGAACCUUUCAUUGCCCCAGCCCACUGUCUGUCUUCAGGCCCCUUCCCACCAUGCCUCCACCUGUCCUGUGUCCAUUAACUUGAGUUUUCACUUUGCUGCUCUAUCUCCAAACCUCCUCAUCACCCCAUUGAGCCCUGCCAUGCACUGACGGGUCCUCGGGGUGCAGGGAUCUCCCCUUUCCCUCAGCUGCCCCGGCUCUUCACCAUCUCUUCCUCAGCCCCCACCAAAGGCGCUGCAGCCCUGUGGGGCGGGGUGGGAGCAGACUGGUCCCAACCCUUCCAUCCUCUGCUCCCACACAUCAAUCACAGAACUCUCCCCCAUGUCUUCCUCUGCCUUUAUUUUUUGAUUUGUGCAACUUUAACUAGGUGUUUAUGGAAUAAAGGAGAAUGGGAAAAGA
This is a messenger RNA of Cavia porcellus (domestic guinea pig), 1511 nucleotides long. RefSeq names its product myeloid leukemia factor 2 (gene Mlf2). The record is from RefSeq and is a predicted model, not a curated record. The transcript has 9 exons. Gene Ontology annotation, cellular component: cytoplasm; nucleus. Bases 240 to 983 code for a protein of 247 amino acids. Gene Ontology annotation, biological process: regulation of DNA-templated transcription. NCBI's taxonomy places the organism in Eukaryota, Metazoa, Chordata, Mammalia, Rodentia, Caviidae.